Lynx canadensis (Canada lynx) is the source of this 5655-nucleotide messenger RNA. RefSeq names its product pleckstrin homology like domain family B member 2 (gene PHLDB2). Gene Ontology annotation, biological process: regulation of microtubule cytoskeleton organization. The record is from RefSeq and is a predicted model, not a curated record. Lineage: Eukaryota; Metazoa; Chordata; Mammalia; Carnivora; Felidae. Gene Ontology annotation, cellular component: basal cortex. The coding region runs from base 253 to 4263 and encodes 1336 amino acids. The transcript is spliced from 20 exons.
GUUGCAGCUCGUGACCACUGUCCGCAGGGGCCAGUGAAAGCGGGAAAGGAAAUGGAGGGGAACACCUUGAUUUUGUGCUUGAGAAAAAGUGAAAUCCUGUGUUGAUGCUUCUUACCAUCGUCCCAAACUCUUCGGCCAGGAUUGGAACAGUUGUGGGACACCACUGCUGAGUCAGGAAGGAAGUUGAGAGAAGAGUCCAGAUUCCAAAAGCAGCAAUCAAGUUUCUCCUUUGAGAUUUAGAAGAAGAUCCUGAUGGAGGAGGAUUAUACCCAGAGAGAGGAGCCCAAGCAAGAGGGAACUGGUGACGUGCGAAUCGAUUCCAGCAAGAUCAUGGCAGAGCAUAGCCACGUGCAAAAGCAGCUUGAUUUACAAAAUGGUAGCUUAGAGGCAGGCUUUGUGACAAAUUCCCUGGAAGACGAUUCCCAAAACGUGAUGGAGAGCCUGAGCCCCAAGAAAUACUCUUCCAGUCUGAGAUUUAAAGCCAAUGGAGACUAUUCUGGCUCUUAUUUAACCCUCUCACAGCCUGUGCCUACUAAGAGAAGCCCUUCCCCUCUGGGAACGAGUGUCAGGAGUAGCCCCUCCCUGGCCAAAAUCCAAGGAAGCAAGCAGUUCUCCUGUGAUGCAACUGACAAAAGCCUUUCCCUGAAACCACCUACCCCUCUACUCAGCACCUCCCCGUCCCUGAGCGGGUAUCCACUUGGGAGAGCGGACUUUGAUCAUUAUACCGGCAGGGACAGUGAAAGGUCCUUGAGGCUCGCAGAGAAGCCUCCCUAUUCCAAAUAUAGCUCAAGGAAUAAAUCCCAUGACAAUGUCUACUUUCUCGGGGGGCUAGAAGGCCGAAAGGCGUCCGGUUCACUCCUGGCCAUGUGGAAUGGAAGUCCCCUGAGCGACACCGGCUUCUCUCCCAUCAGCAGAUCGGGGGCGGCAAGCAUGCCUUCAAGCCCAAAGCAAGCCAGGAAAAUGAGCAGCCAGGACAACCUGACACUUCAGCCCAAGUUGACCCGACACAAGGAGCCGGCAUCUGAAAGCAUGGGUUUAAGAACUAGGAAGUAUUCGGGCAGCAGCCUGAGUCACAUGGGGGCCUACAGCCGCUCUCUCCCCAGGUUACACAGGGCCACAGACAACCAGCUGACACCCCUCACUUUGCCUCCCAGAAACUCCCUGGGCAAUUCCAAACGAGCGAAACUGGGGGAAAAGGAUCUACCUCACAGCAUCGUAGACAAUGACAAUUACCUGAAUUUCUCUUCUUUGAGCUCAGGGGCUUUACCCUAUAAACCCUCGGCUUCUGAGGGCAACCCUUAUGUAAGUUCCACCCUCAGCGUCCCUGCCAGUCCUCGAGUGGCUCGGAAGAUGCUUCUGGCCUCCACCUCCUCCUGUACCUCCGAUGACCUUGACAGGGCUUCCUAUCCGGGGCCCGGCCCUGGUCAUCUGUUUCCUCCUGGAGAGCCGGACAGAGUCUUCGCCACCAGGAGGAACUUCUCUUGUGGAUCUGUCGAGUUCGAUGAUGCGGAUCUGGACAGCCUCAGACAGGCCUCAGGAACCCCCCAGCCUGUCCUUCGGGAAAGGAAAAGCAGCAUCAGCUCCAUUUCAGGCCGCGAAGACCUGAUGGAUUAUCACCGGCGGCAGAGGGAGGAGAGACUCAGGGAGCAGGAAAUGGAGCGACUGGAGAGACAGCGUCUGGAGACGAUCCUCAGUCUCUGUGCUGAAUACACAAAGCCCGACAGUCGCUUGUCCACUGGCACCACCGUGGCAGAUGUGCAGAAAAUCAAUAAGGAGCUCGAGAAGCUGCAGCUCUCUGAUGAGGAGUCUGUGUUUGAAGAAGCCCUGAUGAGCCCUGAAACCAGAUACAGGUGCCACCAGAAAGGCUCUCUCCAAGAGACGGACUUGGCGGUCUUCGGGGGCGUUGGUCAGAGCAGCGCCAGCUUCCUUUCCUCCAGGAGCAUCAGGAAUGAGGACCUGCUCAGGGACCUCACGUCUGCCUUCCUGAAACCUUCCAACGAGUCCGCUUAUCUUAGUAUCCUACCGAAGACCCCAGAGGGUAUAAACGAAGAACAAAGGAUUCAGGAGUUGGCAGCAAUGGAAGAGACCCGGAUAGCAAUUCUCAAUAACCUCGAGGAACUUGAACAAAAAAUCAAAGAUAUAAAUGACCAGAUGGAUGAAUCUUCCAGAGAGUUGGAUAUGGAAUGUGCUCUUUUGGACGGAGAACAGAAAUCUGAAACAACUGAACUUAUGAAAGAGAAGGAGAUUUUGGAUCAUCUAAACCGGAAAAUAGCCGAACUGGAAAAGAACAUUGUCGGUGAAAAGACCAAGGAGAAGGUAAAGCUUGAUGCUGAAAGGGAAAAACUAGAGAGGCUUCAGGAGCUUUACUCCGAGCAGAAGACCCAGCUGGACAAUUGUCCUGAGUCCAUGAGGGAACAAUUACAACAACAACUGAAGAGGGAUGCUGACCUGUUGGAUGUAGAAAGCAAACACUUUGAAGACUUGGAGUUCCAGCAGCUUGAACACGAGAGCCGCCUGGAUGAGGAAAAGGAGAACCUGACCCAACAGCUCCUGCGCGAAGUAGCUGAAUAUCAACGGAACAUUGUUACCAGAAAGGAAAAGAUUUCUGCCUUGAAAAAGCAAGCCAAUCACAUUGUUCAGCAGGCUCAGAGAGAACAAGACCAUUUUGUAAAAGAAAAGAAUAAUUUAAUAAUGAUGUUGCAAAGAGAAAAAGAAAAUCUUUGUAAUCUGGAAAAGAAAUACUCCAGCCUCACUGGGGGGAAAGGGUUUCCUGUCAACCCCAGUACUCUAAAAGAGGGCUAUAUCAGUGUAAAUGAAAUUAAUGAGCCAUGUGUCAAUUCCACGAAUCUAUCCCCUUCCUCUCAGUUCCCUGCUGAUGCUGAUGCUGUUGCCACUGGGCCUCCCACAGCUGUGCCGGUGAGCCAGCCACAAAAUAAAGAGCAAAGAUCACCUGUCUGUUCUGGAUUUAUGUUUCCUUCCACCCUUUCUCCUCAUCCUAUCACUCAACCUCCAUCAGCCCCUUGGCCCGAAGUCCUGGCUCCAUCUGUCGAUCCUUUCCCUUUAAAUGACACACCUCCUCCUCUACCAGCUAAGAAACACAGAAGGCAGCCACAGCAGCAGGAGCAACAGCAUUUUAGAAGUCUGGAAGAAAGGAAAAAACAGCAUAAAGAAGGCCUCUAUCUGAGUGACACUUUGCCUCGAAAGAAAACCACACCUUCCAUAUCCCCACAUUUCAGCAGUGCUACUAUGGGGAGAAGCACCACCCCAAAGGCCCACCUGCCCCUGGGACAGAGCAACAGCUGUGGCAGCGUGCUGCCUCACUCCCUGGCAACCAUGACCAAAGACUCAGAAUCUCGGAGGAUGCUCAGAGGGUAUAAUCACCAACAGAUGAGUGAAGGACAAAGGCAGAAAUCUUCUGAAUUUUACAACCGCACGGCAUCCGAAUCAAAUGUCUACUUGAACAGUUUCCACUAUCCCGAUCACAGCUAUAAGGACCAGGCCUUUGAUACUUUGAGCCUAGACAGCUCUGAUAGCAUGGAGACCAGCAUCUCUGCCUGCUCACCUGACAAUAUCUCUAGUGCCAGCACUUCAAAUAUUGCCAGAAUAGAAGAAAUGGAGAGACUUUUGAAGCAGGCGCAUGCGGAGAAGACUCGGCUGCUUGAAUCCAGGGAACGGGAAAUGGAAGCCAAGAAACGAGCUCUGGAAGAAGAAAAACGACGCCGAGAACUCCUGGAAAAACGAUUGCAGGAAGAAACUAGCCAGCGGCAGAAGUUAAUUGAAAAGGAAGUAAAAAUAAGGGAGAAACAAAGGGCACAGGCCCGACCUUUGACACGCUAUCUGCCCGUCCGGAAGGAAGACUUUGAUUUGCGAAGCCACGUAGAGACUGCCGGCCACAAUAUCGAUACCUGUUAUCAUGUAUCGAUCACAGAGAAGACCUGCCGAGGAUUCCUUAUCAAAAUGGGUGGAAAAAUUAAAACUUGGAAAAAACGAUGGUUUGUGUUUGAUCGGAACAAGCGCACAUUCUCUUAUUAUGCAGACAAGCAUGAAGCUAAAUUAAAAGGAGUAAUAUACUUCCAAGCCAUUGAAGAAGUGUAUUAUGAUCACCUCAAGAAUGCUAAUAAGAGUCCUAACCCAUUACUCACCUUCAGUGUCAAGACGCAUGACAGAAUCUACUAUAUGGUCGCGCCAUCGCCGGAAGCCAUGCGGAUCUGGAUGGAUGUUAUAGUUACUGGCGCAGAAGGUUACACCCACUUCUUGUUGUAGCGAACUGGCGCCAACAGUGUACUUCCGGGCAGACUGCAAUAGUCUCUUACAAGAAUGAAGCCAUAUUCAGUCCGGGAUGGAGAGACCCGGACCCACAGGCCCAUCCCUUUAACUGUGUAUACUCAGAACUCCUUUUUACAUUAACAGGAAGUCAUUUGUAAAAGAGAAAAAGGGGGGUUGAAUUCAAAGUUUGACGACAAGUAGCGAAAGGAUUGAAGCACCUGUGAGAAAGAAAACACUAUUUUGGUAAAUAGCAUCAAUUAUAGGAACACUUCUUAUAAACUGUUUUUUAUCAAUUGUUUACUUUGGUGAAAUAAACUGAACAGUUUACAAAAAUGUAUGUACUUGGAAAUAUGAAAUUAUUUUAGCACCCAAAUUAUUGGCAUUGACAUUAUUCGUUAAUCAACUGACGUUUUAAAAACCAUUUUGCUGAAGGUUAUUUUGUAAGUAGAAGCAAAUAAGGGGUUGGGGGAGAGUUUUAGGAGUUUUGCCCUAAUUAUUAAGUACUGCACCUAAACCAAAGACUUGACGUGACUUCUGUUUAAUAGUGGUAGUUUCAAGUGAUGAACUGUAUUUGGUGUUACUCUACAUUUUAAAAUGGUACUUUGAUGCCAUCAGUUGCCCAGGAAGUUGACUCUGGAGAGUUACCACUGGCAUAAGCGACUGUACAUAUAUAGCAAAUCACUUGUUGUAAAAGAAGAAAAAACAAAAAGUUGUGUGUUUUAGACAGAAGCAGUCUUAUUAGACAGACAUUCUGUCACUUGGAGCGAUUAAAAAUAAAGAGACUAUUUCAUGUUUUGCUAAAGAUUUCUCCAUUCCCGGUGCUGAGAAUAAAGGUAGCCAGUAGCCGAUUUCCUUAGGUUGUCUGUUUGCUCUUUAUCGUGGAACACACCUCUUUUCGCAGCCUCACGUGACAUAACGAUGAAACCAGAGCCCUAUUUUCACCAAAGAACAGACCAGUGAAAAUACUUACUUACAGAAGUAAUGUUAUAGAACAAGGAAAAUGAACUCCAACUUAAUGUUCUCUGUAAUGUACUAUUUUAUUAUGUAUUUCUUUACAAUUAGCUUUAGUUUUUUUAGAGUUAAGUUAAUUUUUCUUGAAUGAAAUGACUUCAGGCAAGUCUCUUUUAUAACAGUUUUUCAAAUGCCGCUUAUCCUGGUCUGUCAUGUUGUGUGUAUUUGUAAGUAUGAACGUAUUCUUUCCUAGAAGUUUGCAAAUGAAUAGAAGUAGAGAAUAAUUAAUGGCUUUGCUUACUAGUACAAGGUGAAAUGACUAUAUUGGAAGUGUCCAUAACAUCUUGAUCUGGCCUGACUGGGUACAAUGUUUAAAAAUUUGCAUUCUGGUUUGCACACAUGUAUACACGUUGCCAAUAAUAAGAUUUUGCAACUGGA